This is a messenger RNA of Protopolystoma xenopodis, 858 nucleotides long. NCBI's taxonomy places the organism in Eukaryota, Metazoa, Platyhelminthes, Monogenea, Polystomatidea, Polystomatidae. The record is from the annotation of a GenBank genome assembly.
AUGACAAUAAUGACUGCUAUUGUCGAUUACAUUCUUCGUCGCGAACUGGGAAAGUCUUUUGAUUCUAACGAGGUUCGCUUUGCCGAGCACUUCACCACCUGGCGUCACUCGGAGCCUUUGCUCGCUGAGACGUCGACUGACUCUCGUUCUACAUAUUUGCUAAGACUUAAUCCAUCUUAUGAUCUAGUAGCAGCCGCACAUGGAAACCAGAAGAUAGCCAUCUAUUCUGCCAGCUCAGGUGCCCUAGCUGCUGUUUGUGAAGGCCAUACCUCUUCCCCGUGGACUCUCAACUUCCACCCAGCCCAUCCCUAUUUACUUGUCAGCGGCUGCCUGGGUGGUAGCAUACAUCUUUGGGACCUUGAUUGUCUUGCGAAUUUCGAUUAUUCCGAGUGCAAUGGUAAAAAUAACUCAUUGAAGAUUUCUCCCACACGCUCUUGGAAACGAGGGGGUGCGAUUGCUUCUCUAGUAUUCCAUCCGCAUCAUCCCAUUAUCGUGGCCGCAUGGUAUGUCAUUUUGUUUUGUGUAUUUUUCAUUGUGCAAAAUAGGUCUCAGGAAGUCGUAUUUCUUGAUUGGGUUUCCGGUCGUACUUUGUCUGUUUGGCGUUUUGUUUCCGAUCACUCGCGCGUUCGUUGGGUGAAAUUUAGUCCAAAUGGAGACCUCCUAUACACUGCUACUGCUAACCCAUCUGGUCAUCAUUCUUGUAACAUGACCUCUUCUGUUUCCUCUAGAACUUUAUCUAAGAUUAAAAUUCGAGAUCAAGCUACGAGUGAAACACCGGGUGAAACCAGGCGCAUACCUCGUCAUGCCCUGCUUGGAUUUCUUGUCAGUCAGCCCACUUCAUGGUAUCUACGUCUUGGC